Messenger RNA from Photinus pyralis (common eastern firefly), 1112 nucleotides. Its product is annotated as elongation of very long chain fatty acids protein 1-like. The coding region runs from base 100 to 951 and encodes 283 amino acids. Gene Ontology annotation, molecular function: fatty acid elongase activity. The transcript has 4 exons. Gene Ontology annotation, cellular component: endoplasmic reticulum membrane. Gene Ontology annotation, biological process: sphingolipid biosynthetic process; very long-chain fatty acid biosynthetic process; fatty acid elongation, monounsaturated fatty acid. Lineage: Eukaryota; Metazoa; Arthropoda; Insecta; Coleoptera; Lampyridae. The record is from RefSeq and is a predicted model, not a curated record.
AAAAAGUUUACUUACAUUAUACUUUUCAUUAGUGUUAUUACAUAGAUUAGCAUAUUUUUUAUGAUAAUGUGACAUUUCUCUAUUCCAAAAUCUUUGUGCAUGACCUUCGCACUUGACAAUACCGUCAUAGACCACAUUCCUACCGCACGUCGACCUAACCGAGCUCGAAAAAUGGAGACUGCUGUGGAAUAUUAUAACUUCUUAUUUGUUACACAAGCAGAUAAGAGGACGACUACGUGGCCCCUGAUGAGUACACCGUUGCUACCUCUCGCUCUUAUUUGUGGAUACCUUUUCGCUGUGUAUCAUUACUUACCAAAAUAUAUGACUGGGAGAAGACCUUACCGCCUCAAAGGUUACCUUUGGUUUUACAAUUUGGCUCAAGUAGUUUCGUGUUUCGUAAUUAUUUAUGGACUUACCGCGUCGGGAUGGAGAAUUCACCACCUCGUGGACUGCCAAACGAUAGAUCUCUCCAAUAAUCCGAAGGCAAUUCGCACGGCCCAAUGCAUAUGGUUCUUCUUUGUGCUCAAGGUUGUCGAACUUACGGAAACGUUCGUAUUUAUUUUGAGGAAGAAGUAUAAGCAAGUUUCGCCUCUGCACGUUUUUCACCACGCAUCCACCGUUUUCUACGCUUGGUUGGGGGUCAAGUUUUACCCGGGAGGAGUGUCUUCAGUUCCCAUUAUUGUAAACUCAACUGUGCAUAUCGUAAUGUACAGCUACUAUUUUCUAUCAUCACUAGGACCAGAAGUGCAAAGAAAGUGGUUGCAGCCGAUUAAACCGAUUGUAACUCGGAUUCAGAUCAUACAAUUGCUGAUGUUAUUGGCCCUAUCACCUUUAGCAUUCUUACCACACUGCGCUGCACCAGUAGAACUAAUUUAUCUAUGCGUACCAGACUUUAUAAUAAAUCUAAUACUGUUUCUAAGAUUUUACGCAAGAAGUUACAUCAAAAAAUAGUUUGUACAGAUUUAGUUUUGUAGUUUCAGAUUUGAGAGUAUGCUAAAGUGAGAAACAACAAAAGCAAUAGGUACAAUUAUUUUGUUCCGAUUGUGUGACGGAAUUAUGAAUUUAUUCUGUGAACAGAAUCAUAAAGUAACAAAACAAAAUGAUUGACCCAA